Molecule: messenger RNA, 3898 nt
Organism: Phoenix dactylifera (date palm)
Lineage: Eukaryota; Viridiplantae; Streptophyta; Magnoliopsida; Arecales; Arecaceae
Source: RefSeq, a predicted model, not a curated record
UAAUUUUCGUGGGAUUUUUUCUCUUUAUGUUAACUAUUAAUUGUAGAGAAAGGGAUCAGUCUCGCCGCUGGUCUUCGCCGCUUUGGAUCGAUCUCUCUCCCCGGCCUUCGGCUGUUGGGGGUUUGAAGGCGGAGAUUAGAGGGGCCACGAUGUCUUCUCUAAGUAGAGAGUUGGUUUUCCUGAUCCUGCAGUUCCUUGAUGAGGAGAAGUUCAAAGAGACUGUUCACAAGCUUGAGCAGGAGUCUGGUUUCUAUUUUAACAUGAAGUAUUUUGAGGACGAAGUGCACAGUGGUAAUUGGGAUGAGGUCGAGCGGUACCUCUCUGGUUUUACCAAGGUUGACGACAAUCGCUAUUCGAUGAAGAUUUUCUUUGAAAUUCGGAAGCAGAAGUACCUCGAAGCAUUGGAUAAGCAUGAUCGGGCGAAGGCAGUUGACAUCCUUGUGAAGGAUUUGAAAGUUUUUGCCUCAUUCAAUGAGGAGUUGUUUAAGGAAAUUACGCAACUUCUGACUUUAGAGAACUUCAGGGAGAAUGAGCAACUUUCUAAAUAUGGUGAUACAAAAUCGGCAAGAGCAAUAAUGCUUGUCGAGCUUAAGAAACUGAUCGAAGCAAACCCCCUGUUCCGUGACAAACUGCAGUUUCCCACCCUAAAAAGUUCCAGAUUGCGCACUCUCAUUAAUCAAAGCUUAAACUGGCAGCACCAGCUCUGCAAGAACCCUCGGCCAAAUCCUGAUAUUAAAACCCUUUUUGUUGAUCACUCUUGUGGCCAACCAAAUGGUGCACGGGCCCCGUCACCAGCGAAUAACCCACUGCUUGGAUCCAUACCUAAAGCAGGAGUUUUUCCUCCCUUGGGUGCACAUGGGCCUUUUCAAACUGCGCCAGCACCAGUUCCUGCACCUUUGGCUGGUUGGAUGUCUAAUUCAUCAGGUGUAACUCAUCCAGCUGUCUCUGGUGGUGCCAUUGGAAUCAGUGCUCCUACAAAUCCUGCUGCAAUUCUAAAACAUCCUAGAACACCUCCGACUGCUAACCCUGCUGUAGAUUACCCAUCAGCAGAUUCUGAUCAUGUAUCCAAAAGAACAAGGCCCAUUGGAUUUCUGAUGAGGUUUGUAAAUCUUCCUGUAAAUAUAUUGCCAGUUACAUAUCCUCAGAAUCAUAGUCAGGCUAUGUACAUGCUGGAUGACUUGCCCAAAACUGUUGCACGCACAUUAAGUCAGGGCUCGACUCCCAUGAGCAUGGAUUUUCAUCCAAUCCAGCAGACCCUUCUCCUUGUUGGUACAAAUGUGGGUGACAUUGGAUUAUGGGAUGUUGGUUCAAGGGAGAGAUUAGUUCUAAGGAAUUUCAAGGUUUGGGAACUUGGAGCUUGUCCUAUGUCUCUACAGGCUUCUCUGGUCAAGGAUCCUGGUGUAUCAGUUAACCGCAUAAUAUGGAGCCCAGAUGGCUCCUUGUUCGGUGUUGCUUAUUCAAGGCAUAUUGUACAAAUAUAUUCUUAUCAUAGUGGUGAUGAUAUCAGGCAGCACUUGGAGAUCGAUGCUCAUGUUGGUGGCGUCAAUGAUAUUGCAUUUGCGCAUCCUAAUAAGCAACUAUGCAUAAUAACCUGUGGAGAUGAUAAGACAAUUAAGGUAUGGGACGCAACGACUGGUACCAGACAGUAUACCUUUGAAGGUCAUGAGGCACCUGUUUAUUCCGUUUGCCCACACUACAAGGAGAACAUUCAGUUCAUCUUUUCAACAGCAUUAGAUGGAAAAAUAAAGGCAUGGUUGUAUGACAAUUUGGGUUCCAGAGUGGAUUAUGACGCUCCAGGUCACUGGUGUACUACAAUGGCAUAUAGUGCUGAUGGUUCCAGGCUCUUUUCAUGUGGGACCAGCAAAGAAGGUGAAUCAUUCAUUGUGGAAUGGAAUGAAAGUGAGGGAGCUGUCAAGAGGACCUAUCAAGGAUUUCGAAAACGAUCUUUGGGUGUUGUGCAAUUUGAUACCACUAGGAAUCGGUUUUUGGCUGCUGGUGAUGAGUUCUUAAUCAAGUUCUGGGAUAUGGACGGUACUAAUCUUUUGACAACUGUUGAUGCUGAGGGUGGUCUACCAGCAAGUCCACGUAUACGCUUCAACAAGGAGGGUACAUUGCUGGCUGUAUCUACACAUGAUAAUGGGAUAAAAAUCCUGGCAAAUGCUGAUGGACUUCGUUUGUUGCGCACAUUUGAAAAUCGUUCUUUUGAUCCUUCAAGGGCUGUUUCAGAGUCAGUGACAAAGCCUAUAAUAUGCCCAUUAUCUGCUGCUGCUGUUGCAACAAGUUCUGGAAUAACAGAGAGAGCUGCUCCUGCAGUGGCUAUAGCUGGAACGAAUGGAGACAACAGAAACAUGGUGGAUGUAAAACCUAGAUUAACUGAUGAAUCUAUGGACAAAUCAAAGAUCUGGAAGCUUACAGAAAUCAGUGAACCAACUCAAUGUCGAUCCUUGAGGCUGAUGGAUAAUUUGAGAACAAGCAAGAUUGUAAGAUUGAUUUAUACCAAUUCUGGAGUUGCCAUCUUGGCUCUAGCAUCCAAUGCCAUUCAUCUGCUUUGGAAGUGGCCUCGUAAUGAACGGAAUUCAAGUGGAAAGGCUACAGCAAGCGUCGCCCCUCAAUUAUGGCAACCCCCGAGUGGCAUAUUGAUGACUAAUGAAAUAACUGAUACAAAUCCUGAAGAAGCAGUUCCUUGCUUUGCUUUAUCAAAGAAUGAUUCUUAUGUCAUGUCAGCAUCGGGAGGAAAAAUUUCCCUAUUCAACAUGAUGACAUUUAAGACCAUGACAACAUUCAUGCCUCCACCACCGGCAGCAACAUUUCUCGCAUUCCAUCCUCAAGACAACAAUAUAAUUGCUAUAGGAAUGGAUGACUCCACAAUUCAGAUCUAUAAUGUCCGAGUUGAUGAGGUCAAGAGCAAGCUUAGAGGCCAUUCAAAAAGAGUUACUGGUCUUGCCUUUUCAAAUGUAUUAAAUGUGUUGGUCUCAUCUGGAGCUGAUGCUCAGAUUUGUGUGUGGGGAACUGAUGGAUGGGAGAAACAGAGGAGCAGAUUUUUGCAGAUACCCUCUGGACGGACUCCAUCCACUAUAUCAGAUACACGCGUUCAGUUCCAUCAGGAUCAGAUACACUUCUUAGUUGUACAUGAGACCCAAAUUGCUAUAUAUGAAACUGCUAAGCUAGAGUGUGUGAAUAAGUGGGUCACUCAUGAAGGUUCUGCGCCUAUCUCGCAUGCCACAUUCUCAUGCGACAGUCAAUUGAUAUAUGUUAGUUUCCUGGAUGCAACCAUUUGCAUAUUUAGUGCUGCAAACCUCCGACUGAGAUGUCGGAUUCUUCCAGCUGCUUAUCUCCCUGCCAAUGUCAGCACAACUGUUCAUCCACUUGUGGUUGCUGCACAUCCAUCGGAACCAAAUCAAUUUGCCGUAGGCCUGACAGACGGUGGUGUCCAUGUAUUGGAGCCACUAGAAUCUGAAGGAAAAUGGGGAGUUGCUCCCCCUGCUGAGAAUGGGUCCGCAAGCCGCAUGUCCACACCACCUCCUGCAGGAACCUCAAGUUCAGAUCAACCGCAGAGGUGAUGGAAGAAGCUGCAAACAGUCUUUAACCUCUUCUCUUCCCUUGUUUUCACCCUUGAUGGUUAAUGAAUGGCUAACUGAGUUGGGGCAUGAAAAACAUAUGUAGUCCUCCAAGAGCAGGCAUAGAUGGUUAGAUUCUUGCGAAGUAACUAUGGGGUUUUUCGUUAGUCUUUGCUUUGGUAUGGUGUUCCAGUUAGGUGGUAAAUAGUUGCAAUGUAAAAUUAUGCUGUUUAUUUGUUUUGAGAAGUUUUUUCUGACAUGGAUGAGAGUUCGAUGAAGUUUGUUUAACUGCAAGUUCUCUAUCAUAUCUAUUGGCUUGAAAUGCCUGUUAUGCUUCUUCU